Messenger RNA from Penicillium crustosum, 1068 nucleotides. RefSeq names its product metallophosphatase domain-containing protein. The transcript has 2 exons. Gene Ontology annotation, molecular function: hydrolase activity. The record is from RefSeq and is a predicted model, not a curated record. NCBI's taxonomy places the organism in Eukaryota, Fungi, Ascomycota, Eurotiomycetes, Eurotiales, Aspergillaceae. Bases 1 to 1068 code for a protein of 355 amino acids.
AUGACAAGCCCCUUCAACCGUCGCCCGAUUCCCGACUACUUCCUAGCCUCUCCACUGGUGGCCUUACUCUAUCCUGUGCACCAGAUCUUACUCCGUCUGCGUGGACCUCCUCGACUCCCUCCGCCAGGCACUCAACCAAUCCGAGUAGUCUGCAUCUCCGAUACUCACACCCUCGAAUGGCCAGACGUACCCGACGGAGACCUUCUCAUCCACGCAGGCGACCUCUGCAACGACGGCUCCGCGCGCGAUAUUCAAGCCGCUGUUGACUGGCUCCGCAGCCUUCCCCACCCAUACAAAGUCGCCAUCGGAGGCAACCAUGAUAGCUACUUCGACGUGCGGUCACGCCUGGAUGAGGACCGCAAAGACCCAGCUUCUACGGGGGAUUCCUUCGCAGCAGUUUCCUCAACUGCAUCCAUACACUCGCUCCACGAGCUGAACAGCGCCUCCCGCAUCGACUGGGGUGACAUCCAUUACCUCCAACAUUCAGCGGUGACCCUUUCCUCCCGCUCGCGCUCCCUCACAAUCUACGGCGCGCCCCAAGUCCCAGCCAUCGUCCCCUUCGGCCCCGAGCACGCCUUCACAUACCCUCCACAGCACGACGCCUGGUCUGGCACCGUCCCCCCAGAAACAGACAUCCUCGUCACUCACACUCCACCCCAAUCCCAUCUCGACCUGUCCCCCGUAUAUUCCACAGGCUGUCCCAAUCUGCUAGCAGAAUCAUGGCGCGUCCGUCCUGCCCUCCACGUCUUCGGCCACGUCCAUGAAUCCGCAGGCCAGGAACCCAUCUUCUGGGACGAGGCCCAGCGCGCCUGGGAAAGAUUAUGUGCCACGCGCCGCUCGCGUGCGCGUUUGAGCCGCCUUGCUUCGCUAGCCGGGUUCCUGCGCGAUCUGUUCGAUCUGUCUGCCUGGGUGGAUGCCGCACGGGUUGUGGGAUAUGGCAUCCUAGGUGUGGUUUGGGCUCAUAUCUGGGGUGGGGAGAAUCUUAACGGUGGGUGGAUGGUCAACGCUGCUUGCAUGUAUCGUGAUACUGGCCGUCUGGGUAACGCACCGAGGGUUUUUAAUCUUUGA